Molecule: messenger RNA, 486 nt
Organism: Entrophospora candida
Lineage: Eukaryota; Fungi; Glomeromycota; Glomeromycetes; Entrophosporales; Entrophosporaceae
Source: the annotation of a GenBank genome assembly
AUGACAGUUUCCACCACAAUUGACACUGAUGUAAAAGAAGUAUAUCAUGAAAAACCUGUAAUAGAGAAUACAUUAAAAGCAACAGCAGGUUUUGGUGGUGCUGGUUUGGUAGUUGCAGGUUUUAGAAAUGCAUUGGUGGAUAAAAGCAUUACUAAUAUUUUUUCAAGAACUGGAUCUACAAUUACACAUUUUGCUUUAUUGGGAGGCAUAUUUACGGCAACAGAAUCCAUAACUGCCAAUUUUCGUCAAACUAAUGAUAUGUUUAACAGUGCUGUAGCUGGAUGUACAACUGGUUUAGUUGCCGGUGUUAAAGCGCAUUCAUAUCCAUUGGCUUUAGGCGCUUGUCUUGGUAUUGGAGGUAUAAUGUCAAUGUAUGAAUUUACGGGUGCAUGGAAAGGUUUCAUAUCAAAUAAAUCUGAGGAGGAGAAAAGAGAAUGGAGAGCUAGUAUAAUUAGGAAACAACCAAAAAUACCAGAAGAUGACUAA